UCAUGACCUGCCCACGCGACUCGAUGGCUGAGGGAUCAAAAGCGCAUGAGACCCCCUUAUAAUCACCUUGACAGUCAUAAACAGCAGCGCAACGGCCGUCCAUCACACCAAUCAAGCUCUAACCGAAUCUCCAUCAUCCCUGGCUCCCGUGACCGUGAUGUCGACGUCGACUUCAGCUGGCCACUGACCUGCAACCGCCAUGAGUUAACAACAUUGUAUAAUCACCGACGGAUCUGUCGUCACCAGCAGCAAUGUCGUCAAGGGCAAGCGAGGAGAGUUAUCUCUCCCCAAAACCAUGGAGAGCUGGAGAUCCUUGGGGAUCGGGGACGAAGCUGCCAGGCGCUUAUCCGCCAUCGCCCGAACCACAUGAACUCGACCGCUCCGGGCCUCAAUCACUAUCGGCUGCUGUCAAGGCUCGAAAGGACGAAUACGUCCGGAAGAAGUCGAUGAAAAUCAAAGUCGGCACUUGGAAUGUUGCCGCCAUCAGUGGAACCGAAAGGGAUCUGGGAGCCUGGUUUGUCGGCGGAUAUGGUGCCAAGGGCCUUUCACAGAAUUUAUCGGGCAUCUCAGUCGACGACAGUGACGGCGAGUCUGACAGCGAUAGAAACAUCGAAUCUGUCGAGGCUCAAGAGGCGCGUGUGGCAAGGACAAGAAAGAGUGUCUCCGUACCCUUGGAUGAUGCUCCGGCGGAGGCCCAUCACGAGCAGAUCGACCUAUACGUACUCGGAUUACAAGAAGUCAUCGACGUGACUUCCAUGACUGAAGCUAUCAAACCUUACACAGACCCAAAUCCUGCCAAGAAGUGGAAGAAGUCUUUGAGGCGAGCUUUGCCUAAGGGUUAUAAGAAAGUGGCUGAAGAACAACUUUUUGGUUUACUGCUCCUCAUUUUUGCCUCGCCUGAAUUGGCCCCCAGCAUUAGUUCGGUAAGUACGACAUCUGUCGGAACUGGUCUGAUGGGGUACUUCGGCAAUAAAGGUGCUGUCGCCGCGAGGCUCGUGGUUGCAGAGGCGACCAAACUCUGCUUUAUCAACUGUCAUCUCGCUGCUGGUGCAGACCAAGCAGCACUGGCUCGCCGUAUCUGGGAUACCAGUCAAAUCUUGGGCAAAGCCCGGUUUUCUCCGGUCACAGACAGCGAGGUUAUUGAACCUAAGGAGGAAAAAAUUGGGGACGAGGACUUUGCAUUCUGGUUUGGCGACCUCAACUAUCGUCUGGACGACGUCCCCGGUGAAGAUGUCAGGAGGUUGCUAUUGCUGCACACACAGAACGAGUACGACAUUCAGAACAAGUCGAAGCGCAAAAUCGACAGUGAGCUAGGUUACGUCUGUGCCUCGACCAGCGAUUCGCAGCUGCCGGCUCCGAAUCCGCACUACGAGUACAAAGAUGCAGAAAGACCAGCCACAGAAAGCACCGCCGAACCAGAAUUAGACCCGAAGUCCGACCCUGCUUCACUCCACACCACCCUUCAGUCUCUGCUGGCACACGACCAACUGCGCGCACAGCAAAGGCUGGGCAAGGCAUUCCACGAAGGGUGGCGGGAAGGAGACAUCAACUUUUUGCCCACUUACAAAUAUGACGUGGGUAGUGUCGGCAUGUUUGACUCAGGGGACAAGAAGAGGAGUCCCAGUUGGUGCGACAGAAUCCUUUACAGAACUCGCCGCGAUAGGGACAUAUAUGAAGAGAGGGCCAAACAGCGCGAAGAGGCACGCAAGAAGGAUGCGUCAAUGAAAGCUCGCGGAAUCGACGAAGCCAGUGCAGAGCACGACGUACUAUUUGAUUAUGAUCCCGAUACAGAUGGACUUGCAUAUGGCGAUGACUACGACGAAUACGACGAGACGCAGGAUGUGCUUCAUGAUGCAGAACUCGUGCAGUCACACGAGGACUAUGGGGACAUGGUUGAACUCAAUAGCUACAACUCACACCAGCGGAUACUCUCAUCUGAUCACAAGCCACUAGACGCCGUCUUUACCAUCCUUUACGACGCCGUCAUUCCAGAACUGAAGGCAAAAGUGCAUCAGGAUGUCGCUAGACAGCUGGAUAAGGCAGAGAAUGAAGGCCGUCCAUCGGUCACAGUGGUAGUGGACAAUCACUCCGAAGAGCCGAUACCGAACGCUGACGGUGCGGCAGACAUGAAUGUCGUACACUUCGGUGAAGUUCGUUACGGGGUCAGAAAGACGAGGAUGGUCACCAUAGCGAACACCGGACAAAUCACUGCCACAUUUGCUUUUGUGGAACGUCCACCAGAGUCGGGCCAAGAUGCCUGUGCGGCACCGAGAUGGCUCGAGCUCAGCGUCGAACCUGGCUCUAUUCAUCCAUCAGAGCGGGGCGAACACAAAGGAACACAUGAAAUUGUCCUGUCUCCUGGCGAAACCAUAGUUAUCGACCUGACUAUUGACAUUUCGGAUGGCGAGUUGGUCCACGACUUGAACGACGGGAAUGCAGAACUCGAAGACGUGCUUGUCCUCAGAGUCAAAAAUGGUCGAGAUCACUUCAUACCUGUCAAAGGUACAUGGUUUCAAUCAUCGUUUUACCGUACGCUCGAUGAGUUGGUGCUGGCACCGGAGGGCGGGGUGCGGCAGUUCCCUCGGCCUCAGAAGGCCAAAGGGUCCACAGAAAACAUGAGGAUCACAGACUCAGCUGCUCAUCACUCGGCGCCUAAGGAACUGUAUACUCUCACUGAAAUCCUUCCCAUCUACAUUGAGCGGUCAACAGCAGAAUGGGGGAUGUUGCACGAAGGGGUGACGCCGCCAUGGCAAUUUGAAAACGGAGGAGCGUCUUGGCCUUUCAGCCGUGAGACUUGGACGUUGGCCGAAGGCGAAGAACGGUCCGACCUGUUGAUCGGGGUGAGGGAAGCAUUGGACAACGCAAACCGGUUGGACACUAAUUUCGACCCGGAUGUACCAAGCAUCGUUCGACUGGAAGUGCUCGCUGAGACCCUCUUGUCCUUUCUUCAGUCCUUGAGAGACGGUAUAGUCCCUGCUGCGCCGUGGGCCGAGGUCGAGAGAAGAUUGAGCGCUUUGGAGAAGGGGAAGACGCCGCUGGCACCACAAGAGAUCCAGGAUAUGGUCAUGGACGCCUUGUCUUCUUCUGCGGUUCACAGCGUGUCGCUGACGUUUAUCACGUUCUUGUUGAUCAGAAUUGUCAAUGAGAUGAUGGCGAACGGUGCUCCGGCCCCCGGAUCGGCCACGCCGACUACGCCGACCUCGUCAAGUCGGAUCUCCUUUGGACGGUCGAGGGCGUCGACCGUCUCCAGCGACUCUGGUCACCGGCUUUCGACAUCCACACAAGAAGCACCAAGCAAGAGAAGUCUCUUCCCUGCACUGCGUCGACGCCGUACAAACAGCAUCUCGUCAUCGUCCGCAACGUCAGAGGCCGGUGCGGAAGCGGAGGCGGCCAUUGCGGAGCGACGGAAGAAGCUUGUCAAUGCAUACGUUGAGGUCUUUGCGCCGGUUGUCUUCAAGGCUGAAAAUGAAGCACGGCUUAAAGGCAAAGACAAGAAGGCGUUGGACGCUCGCAAGAGACGACUCCUCGAAGCUUUUCUCAGCGAAAGGCAAUUCUGAGGGGUCGGAUACCUCGUUUGGAUACGGCAUGCGCGUGUUUACAGAUACCAGAUAGGCGUGCCAAUUUGGAUUCCCGCUUCUCCAAAUAUCAGUAAUUCCUCCCCGCCUAGCAAAGAGCUCAAGUCGUCACUUACGUGAAUACUUUGCUACCAAAAAGAAGCUGGUGUGAGGCUAAGUUUUUCGACUCGGUGAGCGGCGGCUCUCUCUUGCACUUGGACUUUCAGCCUUCCUUCAGGACGAAGCUGGGUCACUAUUACAUCCACACCGACAUGGCCGGCACAAGCUCCAUCAACCAGGAGACUCAGCUGGGACAUGGCUCGUGCUGGAAGUUUGCUUUUCCAUCAGACGAGGCUGAGCAGGUGUGCGCUGUACGUAGGUAUGUAGCUAGCGACACUAGUUGAAACGAUGGCGAGGCUGUAG
Molecule: messenger RNA, 3977 nt
Organism: Cladophialophora immunda
Lineage: Eukaryota; Fungi; Ascomycota; Eurotiomycetes; Chaetothyriales; Herpotrichiellaceae
Exons: 1
Coding region: 252-3557 (1101 amino acids)
Biological process (GO): phosphatidylinositol dephosphorylation
Molecular function (GO): phosphatidylinositol-4,5-bisphosphate 5-phosphatase activity
Source: RefSeq, a predicted model, not a curated record